Messenger RNA from Cyphellophora attinorum, 756 nucleotides. RefSeq lists its product as uncharacterized. NCBI's taxonomy places the organism in Eukaryota, Fungi, Ascomycota, Eurotiomycetes, Chaetothyriales, Cyphellophoraceae. The coding region runs from base 1 to 756 and encodes 251 amino acids. The record is from RefSeq and is a predicted model, not a curated record. The transcript has a single exon.
AUGGCUACAUCGACGAUACCGUCUAUCGCGAUAGACACAGUGGCUCCUCACAAGGAGUACUGUGGUGGUCUCCGUGGGCCGUACAGCAACUAUUUGCUGCCACUGGAUCGGCCCAAAGCGCUACGAGCGCCAACGUUCGGUCAGAUUGAUGAUCUUAUCGAGGAAAUGCAGUGCUUCUGGCCAUAUACUUAUUCCACGUCCACAACCGAUCUCUCGCGAACGGAGACCGACAGCUUCCUGAGAGAGCCUCGACCACUUUUCGUCCACAAAGCAUCAGCGAACAGUCACUACUCAGAGGACGACGCGUCAGAACCAUCGUCGCCGCUUUCAGACUCGGACGGCAGUACAUGGCCUCCCGUCACUCCGGCUUCCUUGGAGUCAAGUCCGUCACUGUGGACAGAGCCAAGCUCGCCGCCAGCGUAUACAAUACCGAAGCGAAAGUACCAAAGAGCUUCUCAAAAGACCGUUAUUGAGCCCGAGUCACUGAAGCCAUCGUCGGCGUUCGAUUUCUCUCGAAGAGACGUGAUUUCGGAGAUGCUCGACCAGCUGCCAGCUAUCGUCUAUCGAAAGCCGAUCCCCAGCAUGCCUGACGGUGAUGAUGAUGUGGUCUUCCAGCAGCAUCCGGCAGUGCGCCCGAUGAGCAGACACUCGUCGCUCAGAAUGCCAAACAAGGCGGCGGAUGCUCCCAGGCGGUCCCUGUCCGUUCGGCUGAAGGUGAACAUCCGGAGGCCACGAGCCAGCUCGCAGAAGAUGUGA